CGGCUUUACUUGUAACAUAUAAUUCCCAAGAGGGUAAAGGUGAAGACUAAUUCUCUCUCUCCACCGAAACCGAUCGGCCCUCUGUUGUAGCCGCCGCCGUGCUUCCCCGUCUUUUCUUUUCCGAGCAACUCCUCGGAUUUAAAGGGACGAAAUCUCGAACAGACGGUUUCCGUGGAAAGGAGUCCGAGGCUUGAUAUCUGCUUGUUCACUUACCAAAGGUCCUGAGGAAAAUCCCCUUUUAACUUAAGUGGAUGAAAGGAAAGGAUUCGUGUACAACUGAAGGAUUACAUCAAAAAUUAGCCGGAAGCCACCUAAACCACUGAAAAGUCACCAACAGACUCUUCAUUUAUUGCUACAACCUCGAUAUGAAAGGAGUUGAAGGUUCCGCUAUAGUUCUAAUGCAAGGGGUCUCAGCCAUCAGGCCACACUGCAGCACCACAAUGCCAGCAGAUGCACAAAGAAGCAGCAGGAUUACCAGUAGGAGUAUCAAAAAGAAGCUGCAAGAAAUUACCCACGCCAUUCUUGCUGCAGUCCCGGAAUCUCUGCAGUCCCGGAAUCUAGGAUGAUCUCAUGUAUUUAUUAGAGUGGUGGCAGCAUUUAUUGACACUGGUAUCUGUGUGUCAGUUAUCAUUUCCUGAAGCAGUGACAUAAAGAGUCAACCCGCAGAGGUUGAUAAAGUUGGUUUGCAGAAGUAUAACUUGUGAGGUAAGGAAUACCUUUCUGGCCUUUUCAGGGUUUAGAGACAUGCAACAUGCCCUCUAGAAACUACUCAAAGAAGAGCUGUGAUCUGCAUCUCAAGAAUGGGAAGACAUCUCUUCAUUGUCUGGCAUGCGAUGAGUUGAUGAAACUGCAGUUCACUUGACAAGUUAGCAAUUUCGGUUUAGUAAAAACCAUUGACUGUUGUAAUACAAAGACACUUAAUUGAUUCCUCUGAGAUUUUGGAGAUGAAUCGUGACAAUGUAUGGAGCCAUAGACUCCCUGAUCCUUGCUUAAAUUUGGGCAAUUGCAUUUUUAUCCUCGCUGAAGAAAAUAAAGCAGUAGGCAGUGCAUCAAGUUCCAUGGCUUAUCAUACCCUAAACUCUAACACAAAUUUCUCAUCAAGUUCCAAUUCCGAUUUGGUGAACUACAGAGCAGCUAAUACAGGACUAUCAUGUGAUCCCCAUAUACACCACUCUUCUGUCAACAGAUCUUGUAUAAUUCCUCAUAUUAAUACAAAUGGUGGAUCUUACGAUAAUCAGCUUGAAAUUAGAGUCUCAACUAAUGCCAGCAACUCUGAAGCAGACUAUGAAAGGGCGUAUUUUAAAAGAAAAUCCUUUUCGCAUCCCAUGGCUCUUGAUGGAAGAAACUCAGAUGAAUAUUACAGUGCUAGAAGCUCAAAUGGAGUUUCAAUUUCAUCUGAUCAAUAUAUGCCAAACCCAAUCUUAGGGCCUCAUUCCUUGCCCCAUAAUUCAAUCUGCUUGCCUCCUGGAUACACAAGCAACAGACCCUUAACUAUUGAUGAAGGAUCCGGAUGUCAUAGAAAUGUUAGAAGCCGGCAUGGCCUUUCCCUUCAUAUGGAAAAUAACUUGAUUGGUCCUCAUGCAUCAAGCAGCCUGUCUCAUCACUUUCAUCAAACUACAAGCACUUCAGGUGAUGCAGCCAUGCCCUUGGAUUAUGGCAGAAGGUUUCUAUCUUCAGGUUUCUUCCAUCAUGAAAUGAACCAGCCCAUUGCGAGCAGCGGGGCUGACGCCGAUAUGGAAAUUGCUGAAGGAUUUUCCUCAAAUAUAGUUUUGAGUCGGCAUAGAGCCACUUUAGUGCCAACCCUUGCUGUUAUUCCAAUGCAAGAUGACAUUAACUAUGGGCACAGACUAAAUCCUUACAGUUCCUCUUCAAGCUAUACUACUGUGGGAUUGCCAGGGACAGUGGGGGAUGCUAGACAGUUUGGAAAUGAAGUUUUGCCUCAUUUGAGACAUCACAGGAAAUCAUCAAUACUUGGGCAGAGUAGCGAAAGAUAUGGACGGACGAGAAAUUCUUAUGAUAGUUUAAGCUAUAGAAUGAACGCUCUUGCGAAUGAGGAACGUGCUCAUGGUAGCUGGAAUGAUGAGAGUGCAAUGAUGAUCGAUAGAUCAAUAUUUAAUGACCAUCAUACUAUGCUUGAUCAGCAUCGAAACAUGAGAAUGGAUAUAGACAACAUGAGCUAUGAGGAACUAGUUGAUUUAGGUGAAAGAAUUGGAAAUGUAAGUACUGGCCUCUCUGGAGGUGAUAUGGCCAAGUGUUUGACAAGUGCGAUAUACUCUUCUGGCGUGAUCCAAGAUGUAGAUGAAGGGAGCUGUGUGAUUUGCCUAGAAGAAUACAAGGAGGGGCAGAGCAUUGGGAGGCUGAAUUGCAGACAUGAUUUCCAUUCCAGAUGCAUCAAGAAAUGGCUUCUUAUUAAGAAUGCAUGCCCAAUUUGCAAAUCUGCUGCUUUAGGAGACAAAGUAAAAGGCAAACAGGUUCUAUUGAUGUAAUUUUAGUAAAUUGCUAGAACUUUAUCUCAUAAUUAUCUCAUCCUUGUAAAUAAGAUAAUAUUCAAGUAGAGAUUCAUGAAUAUUGAUAAAUUCAAAUGCUUAUCGUUUCUUAAAUGUUAAUGGUGUUUCUUCCGUUUGGUA
This is a messenger RNA of Dendrobium catenatum, 2627 nucleotides long. Its product is annotated as E3 ubiquitin-protein ligase MBR2. The record is from RefSeq and is a predicted model, not a curated record. The coding region runs from base 945 to 2486 and encodes 513 amino acids. Lineage: Eukaryota; Viridiplantae; Streptophyta; Magnoliopsida; Asparagales; Orchidaceae. Gene Ontology annotation, molecular function: ubiquitin protein ligase activity. The transcript has 10 exons.